Molecule: messenger RNA, 588 nt
Organism: Zymoseptoria tritici IPO323
Lineage: Eukaryota; Fungi; Ascomycota; Dothideomycetes; Mycosphaerellales; Mycosphaerellaceae
Exons: 2
Coding region: 1-588 (195 amino acids)
Biological process (GO): protein targeting to vacuole; negative regulation of gluconeogenesis; protein catabolic process in the vacuole
Cellular component (GO): extrinsic component of membrane; GID complex
Source: RefSeq, a predicted model, not a curated record
AUGCUGCAGCAAACAUCAUACAACUCCACUACAUCCUUCUUGCGACCUGGGAGUAAAUUCAGAGGAACACAGCAGUCCGACCGACAGGUGUAUGACGUUCAAGUCGAGAUCAAGGAUGUGGACAUGGCAGAGUCAUUUCUGUGCGGCUACUUGCGCAUACAAGGCCUCACGGAUGACCAUCCAACCCUCACAACAUUCUUCGAAGGCGAAAUCAUCGGGCCGAAAUAUCUCUUCAAGACAGACCAUCCGUCCUGGGGCAGCAGCGAAAAGGUCGACAUGCAACACUGGGCACGAUUUCCUGCAUGGAGACCUCUGGCCAAGUCUGCGAAAUCUGCCAACUUUUCGUUGAACAAGUUUGAGCAACGGGAACACCUCUUCAUGCGAUGGAAAGAGUACUUCCUGGUGCCGGAUCACAAGGUCAAGACCAUUACAGGUGCAAGUUUCGAGGGCUUCUACUACAUCUGCUUUAACCAGUGCUCCGGGACUGUCAGUGGGAUAUACUUUCAUGCGAAGAGCGAAAAGUAUCAGCAGUUGGAGUUGAGGCACGUGGAGGAUAAGGGUUGCAUGCCAGCCAUGGAGUUUCGGUGA